This is a messenger RNA of Paramisgurnus dabryanus, 5991 nucleotides long. RefSeq names its product BRISC and BRCA1 A complex member 2 (gene babam2). Gene Ontology annotation, biological process: double-strand break repair. The record is from RefSeq and is a predicted model, not a curated record. Gene Ontology annotation, cellular component: BRCA1-A complex; BRISC complex. NCBI's taxonomy places the organism in Eukaryota, Metazoa, Chordata, Actinopteri, Cypriniformes, Cobitidae.
AACCAUUAACAGGACCCAAAUAACAACACCGGAAGUGGGAUAAUGUGUUCACUGUGAAGAUUUGUGAUUAUAACUUAUAUAAAGAUCACAGCCCUAUUUGAAGAUGAACAGCCUAUCUCCAGAGGUGGCACUGGGUCGGAUUUCUCCUGAGCUGAGGCCUUUACUCUUUACUGUGGUACAUAAUGGACGGGUUGGUUUGGACUCCUCUAACUGUCUCCGGAUUACUGAUAUUAAGAGUGGCUGUACAUCACUGAUGCCUGGCCCUUGCUGUGAUAGAUUUAAACUUCAUAUUCCAUAUGCUGGAGAGACUCUCAAAUGGGAUAUCAUUUUUAAUGCCAGAGAACCAGAGCUGCCCCCUGACUUUAUCUUUGGAGAGGAUGCUGAUUUUCUGCCAGAGCCAUCAGAACUCCUGCACUUGGUGUCAUGGGACACUGGUAAACCAGAGUGUCUCCUACAGCUAGUGAAAGAGCUGCUACAGCAGUACCAUCAGUACCAGUGCCAGCGGCUACGUGACAGCUCCCGCCUGCUCUUUGAGUACGACAGCCUGCUAGAGGACUAUAGUGGCAGCAUGGAGAUCUACGCUGGCCGCAAAAACAGCUGGACAGGGGAGUUCUCUGUUCGAUUCCUCCUCAGACUCCCAGUGGAUUUUAGCAACAUUCCAAUCUACCUUCUCAAGGACACUUCAUUGGAUCCAGGCGAAGAUGUGGUGCUUCUUUCAGUUAACUUUGAAGAUGCUGAAGCCACACAGGUCUUCCCAAAACUCUACCUGUCUCCGAGCAUUGAGCAUGCACUUGGAGGACCUUCGGCAUUACAUAUACCAGCAUUCCCCAGUGGAGGCUGUCUCAUUGAUUAUGUGCCUCAAGUAUGCCAGUUACUUACAAACAAGGUGCAGUAUGUUAUUCAAGGAUAUCAGAAGAGAAGAGAAUACAUUGCUGCUUUUCUCAGUCAUUUUGGAAUGGGGGUUGUGGAGUAUGAUGCUGUGGGGUUUACCAAGCUCACCCUUUUGCUAAUGUGGAAAGAUUUCUGCUUCCUGGUACAUGUGGACCUACCUUUAUACUUCCCUCGAGAUCAGCCAACCCUUACCUUUCAAUCAGUCUAUCACUUCACCAGCAGUGGGCAGCUCUACUCUCAGGUGCAAAAGUCUUACCCCUAUAGUCCACGCUGGGACGGCAAUGAAAUGGCCAAACGAGCUAAGGCUUACUUCAAGGGCUUUAUCCCUCAGUUCCAAGAGGGGGCUUUUGCCAAUGGAAAACUGUAGAUAUAUUCUGUAAAUUAGGAUAAUGUCUCUGAUUUGACUGCUGACUUUUGGAGUUUUUGGAGACCAUCUAUGAAUGUCAAUUAGUCUAACAUGCAUGAACCCAGUAUUUGUCUGUUUUUUGAAAAACCUCUGAAUCACAAGUCUUAUAUUAGCUGGUCCUUUUUAUUGUUCAACCUUCUUGACCUCAUGAGCAAGAGGUACACGUAAAUGUACUGCAUGUACUUUUUCAUAUUCUUUUUUGCUCCUGGCUAAUAAUUUAAAUUGGUUUAUUUGUGUUUUGAAAUAGAUUACAGCAAUAAAUCUGAUUUCUUUUACUUUCCUUAUUUUCUACAAUUUAUUCACAAGUUUUGUUUUACACCAAUUAUUUGCUUUUUUGUUUCUGUUUAACCAAUUGAUAUUCUGGUCAAAUUAGAGAAAAAAUUUGUCUAAAUGCAUACAUUUAUCAAAGAAAUACAAAUCUAAUUAACACUAAGAUGUGGAUCUCGACUGUCACAUCACACAUAGCUAGCAUUUUUUUAAACACAUUUUUGUCAUAUGUUAUUUAGAUAUAAAAGUUGCAUUCCACAUAAAAAAAGGCUAUAAAUAUAAGCUAUGAAAAUAUAUUUUACAGAUAAAAAGAAGGUAUUCAGUUAUUUACAAUUAAUUAACAGAACUGGAAAGGUACAGUUGUUAUAAAAAAAUGGCAUCCUUGGUAAAUAUGAGUAAAAAAAGCUGUGAAAAUAAAUAUAAAAUUUUUCUCCUUUUGAGCAGCUCUCUACGCAUGUUAUUUACAUCACUGUCCAAAAUUGCUCACUCAUUUUCGUUCACUUCUUUCCCAUAUAGUGGACUCAAUUGUCAUUCUUUAUAGGGAAUAGUAAAUGAGUAAACGAGGGAGCAGUUUUGUACACAGCAGAAGACUACAGCGAUCCAUUCGACUGUAAGGGACUGCGAAGUGUGCUUAACACGGUUUUCCACCAUCUUAAAGUGCCAGACAGAUCCAAUAUAGAAAAUGACCUGUAUUGCAGUGUGUCAUGUAGCUGUCCAUAAAUGUAAACGGUGUGCAAAGUAGUUAAACCAAAAAGUGCACGAUAAAUAAAGUUAUUUGCUUCUAAAGUAGGAGUCAACUCUGAACCGCGUUUUCGAGUCAUAUUAUUUUCGAAUUUCCUGUCUGUUGUCUGUCUCAUAUAAAGGCAAUACUUUGCAUAAUCUCAGCCUACAGUCUUGCCCAUGAGAAACAAGAACCCUGACCUGCCCACAGACACUUCCACUAGUUAGUGUGUUAACAUUAUAUUGAGAAGAUACAAUGUUUUCCGCUGUAAAGGCAAGUUUGUGAUAUUUCACUACCAAAGGAUGUGAAGAAUCAGUGGUUAAAAUUACCUUUUUAAGGUGGGAUUCGCUAAACAUUUGGCCAGGAUGAACCUCUCUGUCUGAGGAUGCGCGCUGGGAAAGCACUGCUCCUACCCCCACCUCUGACGCAUCGACCUUCACUAUGAAUUGACGUGAGCGAUCAGGGGUGACGAGAAUGGGUCGGCUGCGUCUGACCACCUGAACGUCAAACUAGGGGAGGUCAAGGCGGUCAGAGGUGCGGCUAGUUGGCGGAAAUUGCGAAUGAAACGCCGGUAAAAAUUGGCGAACCCCAGAAAUCUCUGCAGGGCCUUGCGAGACUCUAGGGAUGGCCAAUCAACCACAGCCAUAACUUUAUCAGGAUCCAUGCAAACACCCUCAGUCGAAAUGAUGUGUCCUAGAAAAGAAACAGACUGUGCAUGAAAAACGCAUUUUUUCCGCCUUGACAAAAAGCCCAUUCUCUAGCAACCGCAGAAGCACUCGUCGUACGUGUUGCAAAUGUUCCUGGAGAGACGAAGAAAAAAUCAAUAUGUCAUCCAGGUAAACAUAUAUGAACUGAUCUACCAUGUCUCGCAACACGUCAUUAGCUAGUGCUUGGAAGACCGCUGGCGAGUUUGUGAGCCCGAAAGGCAUGACGCAAUACUCAAAAUGGCCUCUAGGGGUGUUAAACGCAGUCUUCCAUUCAUCCCCCUUCCUAAUGGGAACCAAAUGAUAAGCGUUACGUAAGUCCAAUUUAGUGAAGAGAGACGCUCCCUGCAACCUCUCGAAGGCUGAAGACAUCAACGGCAAAAGAUACAUAUUCUUUACCGUGAUGUUAUUCAACCCUCGGUAGUCAAUGCAAGGUUGCAAGGAUCCGUCUUUCUUACCCACAAAAAAGAACCUCGCCCCCGCUGGAGAAGAGGAAGGACGAAAGAACCCCGUUGCUAGAGAAUCAGAAAUGUAUUUCUCCAUGGCCUCCAUCUCUGGAACAGACAGAGAGUAAAGCUUGCCCUAAGGCGGAAACGUACCUGGCAGUAAAUCUAUAGGGACAAUGCGGAGGGAGAGAAUCAGCCCGAGACUUACUGAACACGUCCUUCAGGUCGAGGUACUCCGCGGGCAUGUUAGACAAAUCCACUGCUACCCCCUGAAUCACAGACUCAGAAACAGUUAGACAGGCAGAGACAAGACAGGACUUAUGACACUCCUCGCUCCAGCUGGUGACAGAACCCAGUUUCCAGUCAAUUUUGGGAUUAUGAGAAUGGAGCCAAGGAUGUCUGAGAACGAUGGGUGAGAGUGAAGUGUUAGUGAUGAAAAAUGAAAUGGUCUCCGUGUGGUUGCCAGAGGUGAUGAGCGUGACUGGAGCGGUGGUGUGCUCGAUAGUGGGUAGCUGUAGUCCAUCGAGGGCGAAGGGAGCGAUCUGGUGAGUGAGUGGGAUGAACGGAAUCUGGAGCUUACGUUCGAGUGAACUGUCGAUGAAGUUUCCCUCCGCCCCGGGGUCCAGAAGUGCAAACCCAGUGUGUGUCUUGGUGGACCACCGUAGUCUCACCGGAAGGAGGGUGGAUGUAGUCGAGGUCUUGUGAGCAGAGAUCCCGCCCAAUAGUAGCCUCCGUCUUACUACCGGGCUUGGUCUUUUACCGGGCACCUCUGACAAUGAUGACCCGGCUCACCACAGAACAUACACAGACCUUGGGAUCUCCGCCGGUUCCUCUCCUCCCGGGACAGCCGAGCUCGACCCACCUGCAUGGGCUCCGGAUCUGAGAGAACGCUGGCGGAGAAAUCGCUGGGAGGGCUGGUCGGUUCUGGUCUGUGCUGGAACAUGGUGGUGGUUCUCCUUCUGGCAGCCAGGGCUAAUCGUGCAUCGACCCGGAUCGCCAAAUCUAACAGCCCGUUGAGAGAAGUAGGUAACUCCGCCAUGACAAUCUCUCGCUGGAUCCGAUCCGCAAGCCCAUGCAGGAAAUGAUCCCACUGCGCCUCCUCGUUCCACCUGCACUCUGCCGCCAGGGUCCGGAACUCGAUGGCAUAGUCGGAUACCGAACGCUCCUCCUGUCGGAGCUCGGUGAGGAGUUGGGCGGCUUCUUUCCCGGCGACGGAGCGGUCGAAAACCCUCUUCAUCUCUUCGGAUAGCAGGGAGAACGAGGAGCAGCAGAUGUCUCUAUUCUCCCACACCGCCGUCCCCCAGAGGGCAGCCUUGCCCAUCAACAGAGAGAGAGUGAAAGCUACCUUAGUUUCCUUGAGGUAGAAUGACCGGGCUGUUACGCGAAAUGCAAGGAGCAGUGAGAUAAGAAAGUACGGCAAUAAUUAGGCUCACCGGAGUAUUUCUCGGGGAUGGGUAACCGGGGUUCUGGUAAAAAGCUACCCCCUGGGGGUGAAGAUGGUGCGGGCGGCGUGGGUGGCGCAGUGGGUAGCCUGGGAUGUGGAGAUCGCUGAGAGAGCUCGGACACUUUCGCCACCAUUGCAUGGACGGCCUUCCGCAUAUCCUCGAUGGCUUUGUCUUGAUGAUCCAUACGAGCCAGGGAGCGCUGAAGAAACUCCUCGAGCGUCGCGGUGGGUUGAUCCCCUGCUGCUUCCAUGUUGGCCAGAUUCUUCUGUAAUGAUACGAAAUGCGCGGAAGCAAAUGCAGGUGAAAAUAUAACAAUGUUUAUUAAAUGUAAACAAAGAGAGAGAAACAGAGUCAAUGCUGAAGCAAAUAAUGUCCGGUGAUGGUGGCAAUGGUGGUGAACACUACGGUGGUUAGUUGGUGUAGAUGUUUAUUGAGUGCGGCGUUGGUGGAGUGGUGAGCAGUGGUUAAGAUCCAGACUGUACACGGGAACAUCCACACGAAGACGACGACGACAUAAACAAUCCAACUGAGAACACGUAAUCCACACAGAACGACGCGAUAAACCACACAACACAGGAGCCGAACAAAGAGUGAGAAUCUGGCAGGGAACAGAAAGUCAUGUGAGUAUUUAUGGAGGUGAUGUAAUGAUGAUCAGCUGGAGCGAGACAAUCAACACACAUGUGAGCGGCAUCAGUCUGAUGAGCACAUGGCAGAGCGGUGAGUAAACAAACACACACACACACACACACACAUGACACGGAGGAAACAAUGGAUUUCCUACCGUGACAGUGAUCCCCCUUGCCUUUCAAAUGUUUUCCAUCAAUGAAACUGGCUUUUUGUGAAUGAAUUAAAUAAAAGAUAAAAAAGAAGAAACAAUAAAUAUUUAUUUUGCCAAGUUUCUUUGCUCAUAUUUACCAAGGGUGCCAAUAUCUUUGUCCACAACUGUAUCUAAAUGGAGAGCAUACUUAUUAAGAUGGAUAAAUCUAGUCUUUUUAUUUUUUUGUUUCGCAAACAGAACACAGGUAGCAAUGUUCAUCUGUGCACUGCAUUUUUAAAGAUUUCACAGCCCAAUUUUUCUGCAUGUAUGUUUAAAUAAAUACAGAAUAAAUAA